AUGGACCUUCACCGCCCCUUCAAGAUGGACAGCCCCUCCUACCUGCCAGCUCCACUGGCCUCCCCUGCCCUAAUGGUCCUCGCCUCCACUGCCGAGGCCGGCCGAGACGCGUCUGUCCCCUGCCAGGCGCCCAGGCCCUUUGGUGUCCCUGCUUCCGUAGAGAAGGACCUCCACCUCCCCUUCCCCUCAGCCUCCUACACAUUCACCUCCAUGUACCAGCGCCAGGGCCCCAUGUCAGGCACUUUUCCCUCCCGAGACUUCCCAGCCUCCCUGCUCCACCUGCACCCGCAGUUCACCCCACCAAACCUGGACUGCUCCACCCUCGGUAUGCUCAACCACAGUGGGGUGGGCGCCUUCCGACCUUUCUCCUCUCCGCAAGAGGAGAGGGAGUCGGGGGGCUACCAGUCGGCUUUCACCCCUGCCAAGAGGCUGAAAAGCUGCUUCCCAGAGGUGGAGGGGAAGGAGUUUGACUUCAGCUGCUCGGGAGGCUCCCUCAAAGCUGGGGAGGACUCAGGGAGGAAGCUGUUCUCCAUGUCUGGCCUGCUGUCGGAUGGAGAGGCCUCGUCGAGCCCGGAGGAGCGCAAAGAGCACAGCAAGGUGAAGGGUCUCUACGACGCUCAGGCCCCAAUUUGUCCAGUCUGCCAGGCCAUUCUGCGACCUGGAGAGCUGCAAGAACACAUGGAGCAGGAGUUAGCCAAACUCGCCCAGCUACAAAUCAGUGCCACUCCGGUGCAGCAUGACCACCUCAUAAGGACCCCAAAGUCUCUGUGUCUUUCUCUGCAUAUAAAGCGCGAAGGAGGUUCUCCCACCUCACCCCCUCGACCGGCUGAGGACGCCCACUCUGACCGAUACCAGACGUUUCUGCGUGUGCGGGCCAACAGACAUACGAGACUAAAUGUCGAUGACCUCUGCUGGUGCAGGUGCUACGUCAAAUCUGCCCCCUUACGCCCCCACAGCGCAGGAGCCCACCUAGACUGCACACAAGCUGUCAGGAUUGGAAAGCUGAAGAGGAGGAAACCAGAGGAGGGACAGGAGGGUUCAGCAGACUUGGCGCCAUUGGAGGACGAGUGGAAUGAGAGGAGAAGGAUACAGAUGAUGUCUGUAGUCGGAGGGUUUAAAGGUGCAAUGCUGGUGAGCACAACUUCUAAGGAGUGUCGAGACAGCGAUGCAGACCUGGACGUGGAUGGGGACGAUACUCUGGAGUACGGCAGAGCGCAAUACACAGAGACGGAUGUAAUCCCCUGCUCAGGAGAAGGCUCCAAGGAGAUCACAGUGAACAGCAGCAGCACAUUGCCUGAUUCCCGCGUAAACCUGGACUUUUCCAAAUGGUUAAAUGAUGGGAGUCCAUCUACCAGCAGUAGAGAGAAAGUGGACGUCAGCAUAUCCGCUCUGCCCAAAACCUGCAAAAAUACUGAGAUAGAGACACUCUCAGAGGACUCCACACUGACAACUCUGGAUGCACUUAAAGCUCGGAUACGGGAUUUGGAGAAACAGGUGUCUAAAGGAGACAGAUUUAAAUGCCUCAUCUGCAUGGACACGUACACAACUCCGCUCACCUCGAUCCAGUGCUGGCAUGUUCACUGUGAGGAGUGUUGGCUUCGUACGCUGGGAGCAAAGAAGUUGUGUCCUCAGUGCAACACCAUCACCUCACCUGGAGACCUGAGGCGGGUUUACCUGUGACAGUGUAGGGGCUUCUUCUGUUUAAGCCAACCGGG
Molecule: messenger RNA, 1715 nt
Organism: Xiphias gladius (swordfish)
Lineage: Eukaryota; Metazoa; Chordata; Actinopteri; Istiophoriformes; Xiphiidae
Gene: rnf220b
Product: ring finger protein 220b
Exons: 15
Coding region: 1-1680 (559 amino acids)
Biological process (GO): protein ubiquitination
Molecular function (GO): ubiquitin protein ligase activity; metal ion binding
Source: RefSeq, a predicted model, not a curated record